UAAUAAUUAUUACACACAAAGUUGCUUUUACGAACAAAUCUUACUCAUACAUUGCUCAGUUAUGCCUAAAUACUUAUAGUUUGCUAAAUUUGCGAGCUAUCCGCUCAUGAAGAUUGACGUUAAUUAUUACUUUAAAAAGUGUAUCGUUCUGUGAUAUCGUUUUCCUCACGUGAUAUACAUCAAUAAAGUUUGUUUCGUCAAAGAAAAGAUGACGUGCGAAGUGUCAAAUUGUUGAAGAAACGACGCUGAUGAAAGAAGUUAAUCGCAUAAAAUAUUGCAUCCAGCUGGAUUUAACGUUCAUUCGGAAUUCUAUUUCAAACUGAGAUAAUUCAAUGUCAUGAAUUUAUUAAGUGGCAAUCUCUUCUUCUCGUGAUGUUUUAAAUAGUUCACUACUAACUUGGUAAACAAUUAAAUGCACAGUAGAAUCCUCAAAACAACAGUAAUAAAUGGGGAAAGUCAAAAAAAGGUCGAUAUUGCUGCAUAGCAAUCCUUCUCAGAAUGUGAUACGCAACCUUAUGUUAAGAGAUUUAGGUCUUCAUAGUAUAAACAAAACAAGUGCACGAGAACUUGAAUCUAUAGCGGAAACAAAUCUUGUUUUGAAGAGUCAUAGAGAGUUGAAAUGCGAUUUACCUGGGAUUCCUAGAGCUUCAUUUUUAAUGGUCUUUAGUCCUGAUGGGACUAAACUAGCAUCUACGCAUGGAAAUCACAAUGUAUAUAUUACAGAAGUUAAGACAGGAAAAAAUAUAAGAACACUUUCUGGUCAUCCACGUACACCAUGGUGUAUAGCUUUCCAUCCAUCUUCAAGUCAAAUAUUAGCUUCUGGUUGUCUCGGUGGUCAAGUUCGUGUAUGGGAUUUAAGUGGAGGUAGCGAAAUAUGGAAUGCUGUAAGUCAUACCGUUAUUGCAUCUCUUGCAUUUCAUCCAUCUGAACAGUUACUCGCAAUAGCAACUUUUAAUGAAAUUCAUUUUUGGGACUGGAGCAAAUCUGAACCUUUUGCAGUAGCUUCAACAGGAUCGGAUCAAGAAAAAGUGAGGUAUGUAGCAUUUGAUAAUCUUGGAAGAAAAUUAAUCACAGGUAUCGCUAAUAUUUUACCAUAUCGACCAAAGAAAGACCGUUCUCCUUUAGAACAACAUUACAGAACCCUUUUAAGGUAUAUUAUAAGAAAUCAACUGGAAGCCAUUCAAGAUCCUGAAGUAUUACCACGAUAUCAUUUAUGGGAUAAUACAUUUCGUCAAAUUAGAAUGAUGAAUAGUUAUACGAGAAGAAUAGAAAAUUUGAAUAAUGCAUCUGAUCUCAGAGCUGCUAGAAUGGCAAGAAAUCCUCCUAAUACAACAGACGUAUUACCUGAUCCAAGUAACAGACAUAGAAAUUCAUCUUCAUUAAGAAGAGUAUUUGAUGAAAUUAGACGAAACAUAUGCUCCGAGCAUGUAUAUAAUACAGAAAAUGUGCAGAAUGAAACUGUGGACGAUGAAAAUAGUGGAGAACAAUCUGAGAAUGGAUAUUGGCUUCUUGAAGAAAAUAGUAAUUCAGAUUCGAAUCUUGAUGAAGCGAGUACGAGUAAUGCUUCUAAUUCAAGAAGAUGGACUAGUCGCUGGAUUCAAUUAGACUCGUCUAAUAGAAAUAAUAAUAAUAAUAGUAAUAAUAAUAAUAAUAAUAAUAAUAAUCGUACAUCUUCGCUCGCUGAACGAACGCAUACAAGAUCUAGAUCCGAUGAAAUAAUUCAAAGGUAUUAUCAGAAUAGAAUUCAAAGGGAACAGAAUAGGCUUUCUAAUAGAAUUCAAAGGGAACAGAAUAGACUUUCUAAUAGAAAUCAAAUAACUCUGACAUCUGCUAAUUCUUUAAGCUACGAACAACCACCAUUAUAUCCAUUUAGAAGUUUACAAGAAAGUCAAUUUAGAAGAUUAAUACAACGUACAGUACCAGAAGCUAAUCCUUCUAGUAGUAGUUCAACUAAUCAUCAUCAACAACAACAACAACAACCUGUCAAUCCUUCUGCGAAUACGAGUAACGCAUCAAUGAAAAGAGAAUAUUCAAGCACAAGCAACAAUGCUAAUACGCAAGAAACAAAUAUACCUCGAAAAAAAGAAAGAACAGAAGGUGAACGUUCAACGGACAAUCAACAACAAUGUGAAAAUAAUGAAGCUGAAAAUCAAUUAAGAGGUGAUAAUGUUCGUUCUGAACGAUUAUUACAUCCAGAUACGGAGGAAAGAAUUAGAAGAUGGAGAUUAUCCGUUAAUCGGUCGGACCAAGAUGUCGGUCUUCAUCCUUUGGAGAUUAGACUUAGGAUACGUCUUCUUGGACGGCAGAUAGAUAAUAUGCAACGUUUAUGUAGAGCUAGAAUAGAAAUUGCCCAAUUACGACAGGUGCGUAGAAUGUGGGAAGACUUGCAAGAUCAAAUACGUUCCCUACACGUAACUGUACGAGUUGAAGGACAAAAUAAUAAUCGUGAAACAUCAGCUGGACAAUCUAAUAUAACUACAAACGCUGGGCCUGGGCCUUCGACUUCUGGACAGAAUUCUUCAUCAAUGUCAACAGAUUUUCAAAGCGAAUUUAUUCAAAAAUUUAACAAGACUAUUUUAGAAAAUUUUAAGAGAGAGAAUAGUGAGACUGGUAAUAAUACUAAAGUAUGUGAUCAAAAUCAACCUUCAACAUCUACAGGAAUAACAAGUUCAUCAAAAUUCGUCAAUAGUGAUUCACAAAAUCAUAAUAGCAAUAACGAUGAGACAGAAAAUUCUACUAACAUACGUUUAUCAAAUUUAUUACCAAGCGAUUCUGAAUUACGCGAUAUGGAGGCGCAUAAUUUAUCUAAUAUAUUGGAAAAUCUGUUCUCGCAAUGUCAAAAUUGUAAUCUUCCUGAUAAUUCACAAUAUACAAAUAAUGCGACAAAUGAUCAUACUUAUUCUAAUUUAACGAAUAACGAUGAAAAUGUACAGUUACCAAGUAUAUCAAGUCUUGUUUCUAAUAUUGGAAUUGCAUCUAAUUUACAAACUAUUUCUGCAAUGACUGCUACAACUUCUCAAUCACCUAACGUUUCACAUUUAGUUAAUAAUCAAGUAAAUAAUCCAAGUUCUGUUACAAAUGAAACAAUGCAGACAAGUGAUAACGUAGAGUAUUCUUCUGAAGAUGUAAAUAUGCAACUUAAUAACGAUAACAUUAAUAAUAAUGAAUAUCUUAAUACUAAUAUAGAAGAUUCGUCUAAUAUUUCGGAAAAUUUGAAUCAAAGAAUACAACCUGAGUCGUCAUCGUCGUCAAAUAAUAUCAAUUCACAAAACAGACCGCAUAUGUUUCAAAAAUUUCCUAAAUAUGGACUACCAAUGUACUUAAGAAAUUCAAGAUUAUCGCCACUGGCAGCUAAAAGAGGUUCCAGAUCACAUUCAAAUAAUGAAAGUAAUUCUCGUGAAAAUGUAAGAAGGCCAUGGCAUUCGCGUAGAAAUCCUCCUCCCAACAUAUGCGACAGUACAUCCAAUGAAAAUAGUGGUGAAAGAAAUCAAGUGCAAAGUACUUCAGAAUUUUUACAAUUAAUGAUACUUCGAUUGGAAUUUUUAGUUCGUCAACAAAGAGCUCUUGCUCAAAAUAAUAUCGGUAGGAAUUUUGAUAGUAACAAUCAAAUGGACAAUAUUACUAAUAGUGAAAAUGAAGAAAUAGAACAAAUUCGAGAAGCAACUCGUCUUCAAGCUAGACAAGUUCUUAGUUUGAUGGUAGGAGGAUUAACGCAAUUUAUUCAAAUGAACAGACCUGAAAAUGGAUCGCAAAGUAAUAUGCUUUACGAACAAAUCUAUAAGAUGUAUUUUUUACUACACUUAGCAUUAGAAUUAACGGAUUUGUUAUUAGUUCAAUUAGUAUCUACGAGACAAGAAUUAGAGUCUAGUCAGUAUGGACCGUUUGGUUCUGAUCUCUCGUCUCAGAGUAGUAAUAGAACAGAAAUACCUCGAAGUAAUAAUCUAGAUAAUCAUUUACAAACGGAUGAAUAUAAUUCGAGGAACAACGUACAAGUGGUAUCAGAAAAUAAUGACGAGACAGAAAUUUUUGAAAGAAAUAUCGAUGCUGAAAAUCCUAGAACGUCGCUUGAGAUAAAUCAAGCAAAUACAGAAGAUCUUCUUUCAUUAGAAACUAAUAGAAAUCGUCCGAACAUGGCAGAACGAUUGAAAAGAUUGUUCUUUCAUCCGCAACAACUUAAUACGGAAUCGCAAAGUAAUAAUACUAAUGAAGAACGUCAAAAUUUAAAUCAUUUAACUUCACAUGUUAACAAUUCCAUAAAUACUGAUAACACUGCUACUUUUACUACACAAAAUCAUGAGUUUCAGCAAGCAAGUACAAGCACUGCUAAUAAUUCAUCGGAACAUGCAUUGUCUGUUGAGAUACAGAAUAUUAUUGAAAGGAUUCAAAACAAUAGUUCGACUAAUACCGAUAGCUCUACAGAAAAUGAUAGAAGGCGAAGUAAUUUAUAUCCUUUAAAUAAUAGCGUUACCUAUAGAAAUAAUGGUUCUCGUGAUUUACGUGCUUCUCAUGAGACUAGUAAUACAACUGAUAUUAAUAGACAUCUUAGAAACUAUUGGCAAAAUAGACUUCUUCGGUAUUUAAAUGAUAUCGAACAAGGAAAUCCAAGAUUAAAUUCCACCAAUUGGAAUAAUUUUAUUCAAAAUGAAGAAAAUGCUAGAAGACCGUUAAAUACCGAUAGCUCUACAGAAAAUAAUAGAAGGCAAAAUAAUGUAUAUCCUCUAAGUAAUAGCAUUACCUACAGAAAUAAUGGUUCUCGUGAUUUACGUUCUUCUCAUGAUAAUAAUACAGCUGAUAUUAAUAGACAUCUUAGAAACUAUUGGAAAAAUAGACUUCUUCGGUAUUUAAAUGAUAUCGAACAAGGAAAUCAAAGAUUAAAUUCCAUCAAUUGGAGUAAUUUUAUUCAAAAUGAACAAAAUGCUAGAAGACCGUUAAGUUACCAGGGACCUGGUUUGUCACCACCAAUAAUAAGAAGAGUCUCUACACCUUCUCCUGGUUAUAUUAAUAGAUACCUUCGAAGGGAUCGUAGUAGACGUAGAAUAAUAUCUUAUAGAAAUGGAGUAUCUCGCAGACAAGAAUUAAAUGUUCCGAUUAUACGAGUUAAUGGGAUACCAUUGAACGAAUUAGGCAAUUUACCAGCAAGUCAAAGAAGGAGACACAUUACUCCGUCUCAUAUUCUUCCACCAUAUUUCAUUGAUAAUUUUCCUAAUGACGUUGAAAGAAAUGGUAAUAACAAUAACAAUAAUAUUAAUAAUAGUAAUAAUUAUAAUAAUAAUAACAACAAUAAUAACAACAAUAAUAACAACAACAACAAUAACAAUUAUAAUAACAAUAAUAAUUAUUAUCAUCAACCUGGACCAAGCUCGAUAUAUCCAUAUCAUAAUAGAACCAGGAAUCUACAUCAAAUGUUAAAUCCAAUAGUUUUGGCACAAACUAUGUGGCGUAAUCGUACAUUCGGGCGUUAUUCUGAAUUUGGUUUCAACUAUCCACAAUCUAGAAAUGCUAGUAGUAAUAUGACUGGAAGAGGAAGUGGUGGCGGAGGUGGAGGUGGUGGAGGUGGGGACGGAGAUGGUGAUGGAGGAGGAACAAGUGGUGGAGGACAAGAUACUGGAAAUGAUGAUAGCGAUGAUAUCGAUCUUGGAGAUCAUCACAUACCAGUAACUAUGACAGUUAAUAGCAUUGAAACUCAAACUUAUCGGGUUCAAGCAUGGGAUUUUUCUAAUGGUGAAAUUCCAGACCUAACUGAUCCAAAGAAAAAUAUUGUUGUGCACGAAUGUAAGAUUCAUAAUGAUGCUAGUAUUGAUAUUUCAUCCGAUGGAAAAAUGAUAACAACAUUACUGUCAUCGCCAGGAGCACAUAAUAUUGGAACAAGUCUAGAUAUAUACAGUUUGCAAUGGGAAACUUUAGGAGAAAAAAUUUAUUCGACAAAAAUAGAUCAAACGGUUGUAUCCGUAUCAAUGUCACCAACGAAGCAACAUCUUUUAGUUGGUUUAGCAUCGCAAAGAAUUCGUCCAAGAGGAUUUUUAAUGGCAUUAAUUUUCAAACUCACUGAUAAAGAAACUAAUAAAGAAAAACAAUGUAUAGUAGAACAAAUAGAUCCAGAAUAUUAUAACGAACACAGUGAUUCAUAUAGAACGGAUGAAUUUGUUCAUGGUACUGAUAAUGUGGCUAAUCCAAGAUCAAACAAUGACGACAUCAAUAGACAUGAUCAAGAUUGGCGUCAUCGUAGCAUAAGAACUGAUCUGGAUAUUAAAGAUAAUAGAAGGAAUAUGGUGCUUAUUAGAAAACUGUUGCUAUAUAUUCCAGGUAGUACUGGAUAUGUUAGUUUAAAUUGUAUAAGAUGGGCACCACAACCUGGUCAAGGAAUGGUUUAUGCUACAAACACAGGCCAAUUAAAUAUUCUCCAUUGAUGUCGUCGUAUCUGUGAGAGUGUGAUCCGAUAUUUUAUUCUAUUAUAUAUGUUAAUAAAACUAAGUUAAGUUGAUAUAUAUAUAUAUAUAUCAAUUAAAUUACUUUUUGGAAGUAAUAAAGUGAGAUUGUAGAUUUGUGAAAAGGAAAAAGAAAAAAAAAAAUUGAAAAAAAGGGAAAAAAAUUCCUAAAAUGUAUUCACGAUAUGAUAUGUGAAGAAUUAGUCAAGUAUAAUAAUAAUAUGUCAUUUACAAUUGUAAUAUCUUUUUUCUUGUAGAUUGUAAAAGAUUAAAGUAAAAGUACCGCGUGCCGCGUAUAAUAAUAUCAAUGUUCUUAUCAUAAUGAAUUUCAGCUCCGUAAUCGUAUUUUAAAGAAAAACAAUACUAAUAACAGAACAAAUGGCGCAAAAUUCCACGAAGGAGCUGUGCCUUAAAUUUUAA
Messenger RNA from Polistes dominula (European paper wasp), 6845 nucleotides. RefSeq lists its product as uncharacterized. Gene Ontology annotation, molecular function: protein binding; ubiquitin-like ligase-substrate adaptor activity. Gene Ontology annotation, biological process: autophagosome assembly; mitophagy. The record is from RefSeq and is a predicted model, not a curated record. NCBI's taxonomy places the organism in Eukaryota, Metazoa, Arthropoda, Insecta, Hymenoptera, Vespidae. Gene Ontology annotation, cellular component: Cul4-RING E3 ubiquitin ligase complex; intracellular membrane-bounded organelle.